Closterium sp. NIES-67 is the source of this 5506-nucleotide messenger RNA. NCBI's taxonomy places the organism in Eukaryota, Viridiplantae, Streptophyta, Zygnematophyceae, Desmidiales, Closteriaceae. The record is from the annotation of a GenBank genome assembly.
CCUUCAACAGCAACGUCCCUCUUCUCGUUCCCAGCGCCUCCCUCCUCUUCUCGUCCCCCUUCCUCCCCCUCCCCUCCUCCUCCUUCCUCCUCCUCCCCCUCCCCCCCCUCCCUCCCCUUCAUCUUCUCCGGCUCUGCGUCCCCCGGCUCUGACGCCCCCCCAACCAGCCCCUCCCCCUUGCGUCUCACGCCUCCCAUCCCUGCUGCCACUGAUGGCACUAGCAGCGAUGGUAGUACUACCAACCCGUCAGGCUCUGGGGAGUACUCUCUUCUUUCCACUGGCGCGGCCUUCUUCCCUUUGCCGGUGGACCUUCUCUCCGUCUCCCCCCCUCCCCCUUCCUCCUCCGCCACCUCCUCUUCUUGCUCGUCGAAAUCCUUCCUCUCGUCCUUCAUAUUCACAGCACUCCCUACACCCCCCUCCUCCUCCUCCUCCUCCUCCUCCUCCUCCUCCUCCUCCGCUCCCGCCCCUGUCCCCUCCGGUGCACUUUCCUUCACUCUCUCCUCCACCCCCGCUGCUGGAUCCGGGGCGUCCUCUCUCGGAUUCGCACGCAUGUGCCACGGUCCACGCCCUGCACCGCCCUAUCCAUCCUCCCCUGCUCCACCCCCCCCUCCUCCUCCUCUUCCCCUCCCCCCGCUCUCCCAUAUCUCCCGCCGGGGAAUGUGUCCGUGAUGCCAUGUCUCCCAAGCGUUGCUGUCCUUCUGAAUAGCUGGCAGGACAAGUCCCUCGGUGCUGUCAGCAGCAGCAGCAGCAGUGGUGCUAGUGGUGGCAGUGCUAGUACAUUGGAUACGGGUGCGCAAGAGUCAGUGGGCCUGGCUUUCAAUUUCGACGCCAACCCUGUCUUUUCAGCCCCCACUGCUGACCUGCUAGCUGCUGCUGGUGCUGCUGGUGCUGUGAGCAGCACCACAUUGCUUGACGGCCAACCACACACAGUCACAGUCGAGUAUUGUGCGCCCACGCGCACUCUCUCCGUCGCCCUCUUCUCUCUCCCUGCUCCCUCCGACCCCUCCGCGUCUCCUGAAGGCUCCACUGAUCCUCUUGCCUCCUGCCCUCUCUCCCAGUAUAUCUCCUCUACCAGUAGCAGCAGCAGCAGCACAGGGGGCGUGUUCCAGGCGCCCCUGGACCUCUGUACUGCCCUGUGGCUUGGCUCUGGCAGCAGCGGUAGUGUAAGCAGUGGCAUGUGGCCGUUGUACGUUGGUCUGGCGGCAACAACAGUGGGAUUGGAGUAUCAAGUAUCCCAGUGGAGCUUCCAAGCCUUUCCGCAGCAGCAAGCUCCCCCUCCAGGCGCCCCCACUCCAGCAGCCACACCAGGGAGUGCGAUCAGCAACGGGGGGUUUGAGUCUGUGCUGCUGCGCCCCUCACACACUCUCUCCGCCCCGGACUCCACCUCCCUUCCUUACUGGCGCCUCACUCAGGGGAACGUGUCCGUCCUAGUACAGCCUUCUUCCUCCUCCUCCUCUUCCUCCUCCUCCACCCCUUCUGCUGGUUGGCUCCCAGUGGCCGGCAUUCCCCUCCGCCCCCUCAUCGGCACAACAAGCCUCGUUCUCCUCAGCUGCCCGAAUAUCUAUUUCCCCGGGCAGGCCUGGCCCGGGGCAGAGUGCACGUCGGGCAGCAUAGAGCAGCAAGUGGCAGUUGUGUCGGGGCAGCAGUAUAACCUGUCUCUAUUGGUGUUUGGCACUCCCGGAUCGUCUCUCCAGGUGCAAGUGGGGGGGGUGUCAGGAGGAGUUGCAGGGGGAGAGAGUGUCUUGUCUGAAACGCUCACCCUUCAAUGCUCAGACACUGCCAUCUCCUCUCCAUCCUCCUCCUCCUCCUCCUCCUCCUCCUCCUCCUCCUCCUCCUCCUCCUCCUCCCCUCCCGCUCCCUCUACAGUGUGUAAUGCCUCCACAUUAGUUUACAUCCAGGUCUCUCGCGCUCUCACUCCCUCCUCCACGCUAGCCACACUCACUCUCACACCUCUCCCACCGCCGGCAGCCCCUGCGGCUGCCACAGCAGCAGCAGGCGAGGGCGGAGGCAGCAGCAGCGUCAGCAGUAGCAGCACAAGCGCGUUCUUUGUUGCAGUUGACGGUGUCUCCCUCCUGCUCGUGUCAGCAAACACCAACGCUCCAGGAGACACGCAAGGGGGGGGGGAAGCAGGCACAGGGGGAGCAGCAGCAGCUACACCAGGAGCAUCAGGGUCAGGUGGAGGGGGGGAGAGCAGUGGGGGCGGGGGUGGGGGUGGGGGAGGGGGAGGGGGAAUGAGCCCAUGGGCGAUUGGAGUCAUUAUACUUGCAGCCCUCUUUGCUUCCUCCUGCAUUGGCUGCAUCUACUUCUGCAUCCAGGCCCGUCGCAACGCCCACAUCAAGACCUGGGAAGAUGCAGGCAUCGGUCAAACCAAGCCUUUCCAGGUGUUCAAACUAGCGGAGCUCCAGAGAGCAACGGACAACUUCGCCCCGCGCCUGCUGCUCCCUGACGGCGCUUCUCCUGCUGAUAGCACGCCAACUACUCCCACUGGUGCGGCGGCGGCGGCCGCUGCAGCGGCGGCUGCUGCAGCGGUUGGGGGUGUGGCUGCUGCUACUGUUGGUGCUGUUGCUGGUGCUGGUGGCAGUGCUGGUGCUGGUGGUAGCACGACUGCCCGUACGCCCAGAGGCAACACGGACAGCAGCAGCAGCCGACCCAGCACUGCUGAUACUGCUGAUGGCGCUGCUACUGCCGCCGCUGCUGCUGGUGGUCGAGAGGCAUUUGUGAUCGGCGGUGGUGCAGGGGUCGGGGGCACAGGGGGUGCAUAUGGAGACAUGUACACGGGUAGAGGCCCCUCGGGGCAGAUAUGGGCGGUGAAGCGAUACAAGCAGGUGGAGUGGGUGGACAGGAGGGGAGGGCGAGGGGGAGGGAGAGCAGGAGGGAGAUGGACUAGAGGGGCAAGAACGGCAAGAGGAGGAGGAGAAGGAGAGGCGGACGAAGAAUCACAGCAGAUUCAGCAGCAGCAGCAGCAGGGGGAGCAGCAGCAGCAGCAGCAGCAGCAGCAGCAGCAGCAGCAGCAGCAGCAGCAGGAGCGAGCAUCCAUCUCGUUCCUGGACGAGGUGCGGCUAGUCUCCACCGCACAGCACAAGAGCAUAGUGCGCAUCUACGGCGCGUGCCACGAGGGGCUCGAGCGCCUAGUAGUAUACGAGCACCUGCCCCCGCGCUCGUCGCUCUUCCACCGCCUGCACCGCUGCAGGGAGGACGUGCUGGGUCUGGAGCAGCGGCUGAGAGUGGCUGUGGCCGUGGCGGAGGGCCUCUGCUUCCUGCACUCGCAGCGGCCGCCUAUCGUGCACCGGAAUUUGAAACCGGCAAACAUCAUGGUUGGGGUGUCGGGCAUGCAGGCGAAGCUAGCGGAUUUCUGCUUCGCGCGGCUGUCCAGUGAGCGGCGGGGCAGUGUGGUGCCGCGGCGGGCGCAGGAGGAGGGGUAUGUGGACCCCGAGAUCGUGCUCAUGCCCAACCAGGAGCCGCACACCAAGUCAGACGUCUUCAGCUUCGGCGUGGUGCUGCUGGAGCUGCUCACGGGGCGGCUGGCCAUCAUGCCUGACCCUGACGACCCCAACCAGCGACUCAACAUCACGGACUGGGCCGUGCAUUACAUCAGCGAGCGGGAGGUGCAUCUGAUCACCGACCCGCGCAUCGCCACCCCGUCCCACCAAGAGGCCUUCCAGUCCCUCGGCCAGCUCGCAGUGGACUGCCUCAAGAUGCCCUCCCUGCGCCGCCCCGACAUGCCCACUGUCCUCCGCCGUCUGCUGGUGAUCGUCAAGCGCCGGUUCGGACUCCGGGGAAACCCUGCUCCCGACCCCUGCUUCAGCGGGUUUCAGGCAGAUACGGUGGGUGCAGGAGGUGCUGGUGCUGCCGCUGGAGCGUAUUUCUACAGUGGAGAGAUGCUGAACAGCCAGGACUUAAACGAGGCGUUCUAUAGCGGGGAGAUGAGCGGGGAUCUGAGCGGCGAGUAUGUGAAGAGCCGGGAGCAUGCCUUUGGUACUGCUGGCAGCAGUGGUGGCUCUGGUGCGCCUAUUCCUGGUCUCUCUGGGGAGCUGGUUAGCAGGAGAGGGCUCAGAAGAGCUAUCAAUGCGGCAGAGGGGAGUGCUGCUGCUGUUGCAGGGUCAGCUAUAAGUGAGGGGGGAGAGGGGGGAGAGGGGGGAGGGGAUGGGAGCAGAAGCAGAGGGAGCAGCCGCGGGGGGAGCGAUGGGGGCAGCAGUAGGAAGUCUGGCAGCGGCAGUGGUGGUGGUGGUGGUGGUCUUGGAGCGACAGCAGCAGCGCCUGUCUCUGCUCCUGCCCCUGCAGCAGCUGCAGUUGCAGCAGCAGCAGCAGCACUGGCAGCAGCAUCUUCAUCGUCGUCAGCAGCGGCUGCGGCAGCAGCUGCAGCAGAGGAGGGUGAGGAGAACGCAGGGGAGGUGACAAGUGGCAUGGAGCGGUGUGGAUCCGCCAAGUCAUGUGGCUCCAGCAGAUCUACCCGGUCACACCAGUCAAACAGGUCAAACCGGUCAGUUCACUCUAACAAUUCUGGCCAUGCCAGCAAGAGGCCUGGCUAUGUAGGUACCGUCCAAGUUGCAAGGGGGGAGGAUCUGGAGGGCGUGGGAGAGGGGUCUGACCAAGAACGGGUGGCUCUGGUGGCGAAGAAUGAGGCAGGGGAGGUGGAGGAGAGAGGGACAGGGGAGAUAGGCGAGCACUCGGAUGGUAGUGCUGAUCGUGAUGAUGGUGAUGGUGAGGAGGAGGAGUAUGAUUCUGCAACUUCCGCGUCGCUUCCUCCGUCUGUGGGGUCUCGAGCGUCCACCUCUGCAGGGCAACGAGUUAGGGGCCUUGCUGGCGCUGCUGCCCUGGCACCCUCACCACUGUCAGCACCACAACAUGCACCCGCACUAUCGCCGGCGGCACUGCCAACAGCAGCAGCAGCAGCACUGCCGGACGAGGCAGCGGCAGAAGCUGCAGGGCCAACGCUUGCAGCAGCGACGGCGGCAGCAACAGCAGCAGCAGGAAUGAGCUCAGAUCAAGAAGACUACGACGAUUAUAAUCAGAAGUAUAAUUAUGAUGAAUUAUACAACCCUCGAGUGGUGAGCGGGGAGAUUGCAGGGCCGGUGGGGUUCACGCCUUCCUUUGAACCCAUAGCAGGCAGUGCGGAGUACGCAGGGGUGCGGCAUUCUGGGGAGCUGCGGUCUGGGGAGUUGUAUGGUGGGGUGAGCAAUAGCGGGGAGAUUCCUUUCAGCUUUGGUAUGAGCGCAUUGCAUGGUGUGAAGGAAGGUUUGAAAGAAGGGCAAGGAGAAUGAGCUGGUAUAGCAUGCAUGCUAAAGCCGGUGGCUUGGAGACAUGUGUGUUUGGCUCUUCACCAAUGCAGUUUUUGCUCCCCAACAGUUUGGGACGGUUAGGGUACCCAUCGUUUGUGCUAAUGUGCUUGUCAUCUUGGUAUGUGGUUAAUAGUUGUUAGUGGUAAUCGUUUCGUACGCAUGAUUCAUGGUUGACAGGCAUAUCCGAUGAGAAACUAGACUAUUCCUAUUAAACUGAAAGUUGUGUG